AUGGGCAACAAAUUCAACAAAGCCACCUCACGUAAAGAAAAGAAGACUUUGAACUCUUCGAUAUCCAAUACUACAACUACUAAUACCAAUAAUAAUAAUAAUAAUACCACUAACUACUAUGACAUUGUUAUUGAACAUAAAGUGCAUCAUAAACAUCAUAACAGUAAACACCAUUAUCAUCAUUAUGAUAUGAGUACAGAACAUGAACAUACAAUUGAAGAAGAAGGCUUGACAGAAAUAACAGAGUUUGAUAUUACACCUCAAACACCACCAACUCCAACAUUAUUAUAUCCACAUCCAUAUGAAUCAUCACAUAGUAAUACAUUAACAUUAUCUCAUAGUAAUAAUACGUUAUCAGAUUAUGAAGAUUCUAUACAAGAUUCAAAUUUAUUUCAUUCUUCAAUUGUUUACUUGAAAAAUUCAUAUUCCAAUCAACAAUAUCUGUAG
Molecule: messenger RNA, 447 nt
Organism: Naegleria gruberi
Lineage: Eukaryota; Heterolobosea; Eutetramitea; Acrasida; Naegleriidae
Exons: 1
Coding region: 1-447 (148 amino acids)
Source: RefSeq, a predicted model, not a curated record